ACUAUGUGUGCCGAGAAUAAUGGAUAAAGCACGCAAAAGAGUUAUAUUUCAUAAAAAAUACUAACUUUGCUGUCUUUCUUCUUUUUGGUUAUUGGUAUUAUCUCGUAUUGAACUUGUGUUUUGGCAAUAGAGUUAUCUCAUCUUCAACUAAGAACCGUGAAAAAAGGUCAGCACUAGGCAUUUUCGACAGACAGUGGGAUUUGAUUCCCCGUUUGGCUUCUUUUUUAUCAAUUAAAAAGUAUUUAUGUUGCUGCUAAGAUUGCUAGCUAAUUAUCAAAACAAGGGAAAAGCACGAACAAAGGUCAAAACUGUGCUGUCUUUUGUGUCUGUGUGUAUAUAUCGUUCUUAUUGGUUGCAUGGUUGGUGAAGAAAACAAGUUUUCAAACCAUGGAUGGCAGAAAUAAAACCAGAGCAAGGAGAAAGGGUGUUCCUUUUCCUUCAAACAUUACUGCAACUCGUUGCCUUGUUUCCACAAGGAUUAAUAGUUCAAAGCGUGUCGGGGAACACACAUUUAUCUGCAGUGGUUGCAGACGCGAAUUUAUAUUAGCUAAAAUUCCAAAUGCAUACCGCUGCUACAAUUGUGAAAGAGUAAGCAGUUCAUCUUCUUCGGUUUCUGAGCAAUCAACCAAAGACCUUGGAUCUUUCAAACGUGAUCAUCAACCGAAUAGUUAUAACAGUAACACAAACGGAACUUUACAGAGAAGAUUAUCUCCUUCACCUAGUGUUUCCUUCUCCUUCUCCUCGCCAACUCACAAACGAGCAGUUAUAUGUGGAGUUUCAUACGGGAAAAGGAAAUUCAAGCUCCAAGGAACCAUCAACGAUGUCAAGAACAUGAAAAGUCUAUUGCUGGAUAUAUUUAAAUUCCCAAAUGAGUGCAUACGUGUCCUCUCAGAAGAAAAGAACGACCCGAAUUUAAUGCCAACAAAAAAGAACAUACUGGAUUCCUUAAACUGGCUAGUGAGUGACUGCAAGUCAGAGGGGUCAUUGGUGUUCUACUUCUCCGGACAUGGUCUGCAACAACCGGAACAACAGAAAGGAGAUGAAACUGAUGGGCUUGAUGAAACUAUUUGUCCUGUUGAUUUUCUGAGAGAGGGAAUGAUCACUGACAAUGAAAUAAAUUCUAUCAUUGUUCGACCACUCAAGGAAGGUGUAAAACUUCAUGCUAUUAUUGAUGCUUGUCAUAGUGGAACAGCUCUUGAUCUUGUGUACAUGUGGAAAAAGGAAAAAGGCAUUUGGCAAUGUAAGGAAAACAGAUCAUCUCAUAGCAAAGAAAAACAAACAAAUGGUGGAGUUGCUAUUUGCCUCAGUGCUUGUGACGAUGCUCAGGUGGCUGCUGAUACCGCAGCCUUUGAAGACAAGUAUAAUGGUAUUAUGACCUAUUUCUUCUCUAAAAUAAUCAGAGCUCAUCCUCAAAUAACAUAUGGCAGUUUACUGGAAAAGAUACAUGAGGAACUUGGACAGAUCCACCAAAGCAGAUUCUCUAACAGAUUCUUACAACGAAUUUUUCAUCGGAAAAUAGACCAGGAUCCUAUCUUAUCAUCAUCUAAAAGUUUUGAUAUUGGUACAACAUUUACUUUGUGAGCACUUAUGUUGGAAGACAGUUCUCUCAUUUGUUAAUUGGUUGUUGAGGUCAGGACAAGAUAUUAAGGGCUAUUCAUCAUAGCUGUCUCAUGACAGAAGAUAUCAUUCAUGGUGAAAUAUGAUUCUACUGAUACAAUAAAAUCUGUACUGACCGUGUUACAGAGAUGGAAUUGUUCGCAUCUAGAACAGAAAAAGAAGAUAAAACCUAGGACUUUAGGUUUGUUUCACUCUAUCAAUUUAUACCUAAAGUGUAACAGUGACUUCCAAUAACAGAGCUUUACUUCUAAAAGAAAUAAUAUUAUCAAGUUUUCAU
Vigna angularis (adzuki bean) is the source of this 1894-nucleotide messenger RNA. RefSeq names its product metacaspase-3. The record is from RefSeq and is a predicted model, not a curated record. Gene Ontology annotation, molecular function: cysteine-type endopeptidase activity. Gene Ontology annotation, biological process: proteolysis. Lineage: Eukaryota; Viridiplantae; Streptophyta; Magnoliopsida; Fabales; Fabaceae. The transcript is spliced from 5 exons. The coding region runs from base 388 to 1581 and encodes 397 amino acids.